AUGUCCCGCGCCUCCACGAGCGAUGCCGCCGCCGACGACCUCGACGCCGAGUCCCGCAACGUCAGCGGACUCAUCUUCCAGAUGACGACGCACGUGAGCGCCUUCAAGCGCGCCGUCGACGUCCUGGGCACGGGCAAGGACACGCGAGAAUUGCGGGCGAAAUUACACGAACAGCGGGAAAAACUGGGCGUCAUGGCGCGAGACGCGUCGUUAGCGGUGAAGCGAUUGGCGCAGGCGGUCACGAACGCGGUGGACGUGGACGAUGAGGAUAAGGCGGAGCACGUGGCGAAGCAUCAAAAGUUGGUGAAGGAUUUUCACGCCGUUUUAAAGGAUUUUCAAAAGGCGCAGAGGACGUGCGCGGAGCGAGAGUCGACGUUCUUACCGCAAAAGGGCAAGGGAAAGACGAGUUACGGUACCAUGGACGAGGAGUCGGGCGAGGGCGAGGCGGCGUAUCAGGAUACGCAGCAAUUGAUGCAGCAGCAGCAACAGCGAAGCGACUUUGCGCAGGUGGACGGCGAGCUCGAGUAUAAUAACGCGUUGAUCGAAGAGCGCGAACGAGGGAUCAUGGAGAUUCAGCAACAGAUCGGAGAAGUAAAUGAGAUAUUUCAAGACCUCGCGGUGUUGGUGAACGAACAAGGGUCGAUGAUUGACGACAUCGAGGCGAACAUUGUGAGCACGGCGGUGCGCACAAAGGACGCGCAAAAAGAACUCACCAAGGCGGACAAGUCGCAGCGCGCGGCGAGAAAUCGCCUGAUCUGCAUCGUCAUCGCAGUUUUGGUGUCGCUCAUCGUGCUCAUCUUGUUCCUGCUCCAGUAG
This is a messenger RNA of Ostreococcus lucimarinus CCE9901, 816 nucleotides long. RefSeq lists its product with no specific name. Gene Ontology annotation, biological process: vesicle-mediated transport; intracellular protein transport; vesicle fusion. The coding region runs from base 1 to 816 and encodes 271 amino acids. Gene Ontology annotation, cellular component: endomembrane system; membrane; SNARE complex. Gene Ontology annotation, molecular function: SNAP receptor activity; SNARE binding. The record is from RefSeq and is a predicted model, not a curated record. The transcript has a single exon. Lineage: Eukaryota; Viridiplantae; Chlorophyta; Mamiellophyceae; Mamiellales; Bathycoccaceae.